Molecule: messenger RNA, 2467 nt
Organism: Coccinella septempunctata (seven-spotted ladybird)
Lineage: Eukaryota; Metazoa; Arthropoda; Insecta; Coleoptera; Coccinellidae
Gene: RunxB
Product: runt-related transcription factor 3
Exons: 5
Coding region: 688-2073 (461 amino acids)
Biological process (GO): regulation of DNA-templated transcription
Cellular component (GO): nucleus
Molecular function (GO): RNA polymerase II cis-regulatory region sequence-specific DNA binding; ATP binding; DNA-binding transcription factor activity, RNA polymerase II-specific
Source: RefSeq, a predicted model, not a curated record
AACGCAGCAAGUCGAGAAAAGUCGGGUGCGAGGUCUUGUGGUGGUAGUUUUGGUUGUCGAGUGACGGAGAUAUAAAAUUUAGGUUAGUUAGUCAUAAAAGCCAUACAGAGUGUUCGUGUUUGUAGCACGUACGAGCGUCGAAUUGCCGUCGGUGGUUACUGGGACGGAUUGCGUACAUCCCUAAUUGUAGUUGAAGGGUGUUAUGUGAUUCGCACCCCAUUUGAUGCUUAAUGACAUACCAACCCUCCGUUUGAUACUGCACAGGCUGAAUCAACUUCAGCAGCGAGCAUCCCCUAUUACAGGAAAAAUUACGAAACCUAUUAUGGAAACAGGCAGUACACCCUCCUCCCUCCGUGUAAAACACAAAUAAAUAAUGAGCAGAUUAUGUCCUCUAAGAGAAAAAAGUGAUCAUCGCCCCCAUUGCCGGAAGUGAGAUGAAAAACCUAAUUAGAAAAACAUAUUGCUGACUGGCGGGGGUAAAAAGCGUAGUGGAAAGAGUGGAAAACUCUGACGCGCACUUUUCCAACUGUGCGGUAGCCCACCACAGGCGUGAUUUUUCAUCAUAUUUUCGCGUUUUCGCUCCUAAUAACGCCGUGUCGCCUCCCGCGUCCGCAACCGUUUAUUUUCAAGAACUGUUCCGACCGAUUGUGAUGUUUGUGAUCGGGUAUCGUGACAGUUGACGCAACGAUGCAUCUAUCCAGCGAAGUAACCUCAACAACCGGACACUACGACCGCAGCUACGGUAAUCUGACGGCUGAAAUGCUGGCCGAAAGAACUAUUGACGGUCUUCUUGCCGAACAUCCGGGUGAACUGGUACGCACCGGUUGUCCGCAUGUGGUUUGUACGGUUUUGCCGCCGCAUUGGCGGUCGAACAAGACGCUACCGGUCGCUUUCAAGGUCGUGGCGCUUGGAGAGGUCGGUGAUGGAACUGUGGUCACGGUGAGGGCGGGAAACGACGAGAACUUCUGUGCUGAACUGAGGAACUGCACGGCCGUCAUGAAGAACCAGGUUGCGAAGUUCAACGAUUUGAGAUUUGUGGGAAGGAGCGGAAGAGGGAAGAGCUUCACAUUGACCAUCAUAUUUUCCACCUCACCACCCCAAAUUGCAACUCUUAGUAAGGCAAUAAAAGUGACUGUUGAUGGGCCAAGGGAGCCACGUUCGAAGAUGCGACAGCAAGGGUUUCACCAUUUCCCUUUUGGACCCAGACCUUUUGCCCCAGACCCUUUGACUGGCAGUCUUCCCUUCAAAUUGAAUGGAAUAGCACACCAUCUUGCUGGACUUCCUGGUCAUCCUCCUGAAUGGGCGAUUUUGGCUGGGAGGCAUCCAUAUCCUUCUGGACAGUUCAUGCCUCAUCAUCAUCCUCAUUUUCCACAUCAUAUGUUCGCAAAUCUGGAUCGGCCUAUCAACACAUCACCAAGAAUAGCUAGUGAACCUUCAUCAACAUCCCUGGGCCCCAUCAGUAUAAACUGCAGUAACGCCCACAGCACCACGUCACCAAAAGCCUCCCCUAGCCAAGAGGGACUCCUCACCACCGCCACAGGUUCAGAAUCGCCAAAAGAAGACGACAUAUCAGUAACUGGAUCACCCACACCAUCACCCCAACCAACCUCCAACUACUCUGGGAUGGUACCUCCUCCGAUGCCAAACAACCAACUCUUCAACAACGCCCUUGCAGCUAGUUUAUUCUUGAAUGCCCCCCUCCUGCCCCCUCCUAGCCAAUGGUUGUACUCCCAAUUUUAUCCACACGAUUGGAGUUGGAUGGGGUUCAGAAACACUGCCUCCCUUCCCUCCAAACACUCCCCGAGGGAUAUUGUCCAGAUCCAGAAUCCAGAUUCUAGUUCCAGUAAUGUUGAUACGUCUGAGGGAAGUGAGCUCAAGGCCAUCGAGUUGAAAGGGAAAAGAAAAGCGGAAGACGAAGACAAAGUCGUAGUGAAUCUUAGUUCGAAUAAAGCCAGAAAGGCAGCGAUCACACUGAUCAAGCAGAGAGAAGAGGUCACUUCCAGCGAGAGAGAUGAGAUGAAAAUGUCAAGAAAUCUAGCGUCCAAAAAUUCUGAUGUAUGGAGGCCGUAUUGACGUUUCACUUCGAAACGAAAAUGUGUGAGGUUCAGUGAAAAAUUUUCGGUGAACUGACUGAAGCACUUAUUGGAUUUUCUUGCAAGGCAAAAUACAGUUUAUUACAAUAGCCAGUCCCUGAAACAAUACACGUUGUGCAAAAUUCAAGUCGUCAAUUCCUCUUGAAACACUUUGCUUUCAAAUCAAACGAAAAAAUUAUAUUUCCAUCUCUUCAAUGAAAUAAAAUAAAAUUUGGAAAUUUUUGUCCAACUCCCUCCAACCUCCAACUCCAACCCUGAUUCUAUGUGAAGAAAUGGUCAUUGUACUUAUUCCAGAUACAAGUGGUUAAAAGCAAGAUGAAGACAAUUUUACAGAAGUGCUAAGAAGAGACAUUACAUUUACUUUUAGUACUGAG